Messenger RNA from Bradysia coprophila, 2331 nucleotides. It is a transcript of the gene Atg7, whose product is annotated as Autophagy-related 7. Gene Ontology annotation, biological process: autophagy of mitochondrion; C-terminal protein lipidation; piecemeal microautophagy of the nucleus. Lineage: Eukaryota; Metazoa; Arthropoda; Insecta; Diptera; Sciaridae. The record is from RefSeq and is a predicted model, not a curated record. Gene Ontology annotation, cellular component: cytoplasm; phagophore assembly site. Gene Ontology annotation, molecular function: Atg8 activating enzyme activity; Atg12 activating enzyme activity.
UAUGCAAAUCAAAACAAAAACAAAAAGAAACGUUUGUCAAAAAUACUGCAAAUAUUAACUUAUCGGAAUUUUUGAUCAUUUUUCUUUGUGUGUCUUGAGCAAAAACUCGUUUGAACGAUGGCUGAUAAUUUAUUAACGUUCGUACCGUUUACAACAGCAAUAAAUCCAACGUUUUGGUACAAAUUAGCCGAAAUAAAGUUAGAUGUUGAUCGUCUAAGUGAUGCUGAAAAACGAAUUUACGGUCAAUACACAAACUUCAACUGUUCGCAAUCAUGUUUUAACAAUGUUGACUCCGCCUCAUUUAAUGAGAAUCCAUGUGAAGCUGCUGGAUUUUUUGUUUCGCACGGUGUGUUGCACAAUAAGAACACAAUUGAAGACUUCAAAAAUUGUGACAAACUGGCUUUGAUGAAAGAUGAAGGCCGUAAAAUAUGGGAUUCAAUCAUAGACGGGACUUGCAUCGAAAAUCCCAGUUUGUUUGCACGGUUUUUCGUGUUGUCAUUCGCAGACAUAAAAAAGUACAAAUUUUACUACUACCUCGCUUACCCGAGCGUAAGUCAAACUGUUGCUACCAUCACCGACCCAAAUGCAAUCACCGACAUAAAACACCACUUCAGCAAUGAGAAUCUAAAAGAAAUCACGGGACUGUACCGAAACAUUGCCGGUCAAAUUCAGAAAUCGUUUUUCAUUCUGGAGCGGAAUGGCAAUGGUUUCUCGACAAAACAACUGACUGAUUACAUCAAACACAACGAUAAAGAAAGCAACUUCAAGGACGUCGAUCUAAAAUCGAUUUACUUUUGUUGUUCCGACUCGACUUCGUCUCCGACUGCUGCAUGGCCGUUGAGACUUUUCGUGGUCGCAUUGGUUCACUUGUGUCCCCACCUGCGCGGGAAAAAAGUUCAAAUAUUUUUGGUUCGUUUCCAACAAGCGAUUGGUAUCGAAAAAAGUUUGUUGUUCAACGUUACACUGUCCACGGAUGACAUUGACUUAGAAAAUCUGACCUGGAUCGGUUACGAACGCGAUAAUGUCGGAAAAAUUUUACCGAAAACAGUUGACAUGGCAGCGUCGAUGGAUCCGGAGAAACUGGCCCGAUCAUCCGUUCAAUUAAAUUUGAAGCUGAUGAAAUGGCGACUUCUGCCCGAUUUGAAUUUAGAAACGAUUGCAUCGACAAAGUGCCUGUUGAUGGGAGCCGGGACACUGGGAUGUUCCGUUUCAAGGAAUUUAUUGGCUUGGGGUGUUGAUGUAAUUACGUUCGUCGAUUACGGGAAAGUGUCUCGUUCCAAUCCAGUACGACAGAGUCUAUUCACGUAUGAAGACGCUCUGAACGGUGGAAAAGAAAAAGCAAAAACGGCAGCAGCUCGUUUAAAAGAAAUUAGUCCUGGAGUGCAACCAAGUGGAUACAAUUUACACAUCCCGAUGCCUGGACAUACAAUCGGCGAAGCAAUAAUGGAGGAAACGUUGGCCACGAUAAAGAAAUUGGAGGAGCUAGUCCAGAGCCAUGACGUAAUAUUUCUACUGACAGACUCACGCGAAAGUCGAUGGUUGCCGACAUUGUUGGGCGCAGCUUAUAACAAGAUCGUGAUUAAUGCGGCGCUAGGAUUCGACAGUUACUUGGUCAUGCGACAUGGAACGAGAAGCAAAGACGACGAACAUUCGACUGCAGAAACUAUUGAUGGUUUAAAAUGCAUCCCCGGCAACCAGUUAGGUUGCUAUUUUUGCAAUGACAUUACAGCUCCCGGUGACUCAAUGAAGGAUCGAACUCUUGACAUGCAAUGUACCGUUACCCGACCAGGGGUAUCAAAUAUAGCCGGCAGUUUAGCUGUAGAGUUGCUGAUUUCACUACAACAACAUAAACAAGGAGCACAGGCACCGGCUUACUUCAGUGUAGCAAAUUCAACUGACAGUAAAUCCAUUCCAGAAGGACUUUUGGGAAUCAUUCCACAUUCCAUUCGGGGAAUGAUGAGCACUUAUACUCAAAUAUUGCCAGCCACCGAAAAAUUUACGCAGUGUGUUGCAUGCUCUGAGAAAGUACUGAGCGAAUACGCAGUUAGAGGUAACGAAUUUCUUCUGGACGUCUUCGGUUCAAACAAAUACUUGGAAGACUUGACUGGAAUAUCGGAAAUGAUUAAUGAAUCGCAUGAUAUCAUUGAACUGGACGACUCGGAUUUCGAAAUGUCGGACUGAAUUGGAGUUGGCAACAGAUUGUGUUCUCGAAUUUAAUUUGCUAACGUGUACCAAAGUUUCAAUCAUUACAAUUGUGAAUAUUCUUGCAAAGAAUAAUUAUUCAGGCUUUUUGAAUUCAUUUUUUUUUAUUUCAAUAAAUUUGCAUGAAAA